Messenger RNA from Acanthaster planci (crown-of-thorns starfish), 6546 nucleotides. RefSeq names its product inositol hexakisphosphate kinase 3-like. The record is from RefSeq and is a predicted model, not a curated record. NCBI's taxonomy places the organism in Eukaryota, Metazoa, Echinodermata, Asteroidea, Valvatida, Acanthasteridae.
UAUACACUGGUACAUACCAGUAAUUUCAAAUUCCACGAGGUCAUUCAGGGUUGCUGUGGAUCAUUCAUAUGCACGGUGCCCCAUGACACGAUGUAAUGUAGACCCAGGUUUGAGCCCCACAACAAUUGUCAAAUUUUCUACAAAAAAUUUUUUUCCCUUUUUACGGUAUGUUACUGUCCACCAAUCUUUCACUUUUCUCUUUGUUGGUAGAUAUCUACCUCUUGAGGAUUUUUUAAAGGAAAAUACAAGUUCAAGAUCUAUUUGUUAUGUAGAUUGGUCUCGUGCCGGUUUCCAAUGCUACGUGUACGUGAGCCGCAACCUGUCGAAAGUGCUCAUAUGUAUAGGGAAGGGGUGCAAUCAUACGUGUCGCCUUUAAUACGUGUUAAGUUUUGAAUGGAGUUGGCCACCACCGUGAAGUUUAUUUCGUAACCGUCAACUAAGCGUCUGGGACUGAAAAUAAAUAUCUAUUUUGGAUUGGUUUUCAGUAGAUUUCCAUAAAUACAAUGCACAUUUGUAGGUGGCCCAUGUUCUGGUCGGUUUCAGUUAAAAAAUAUAUUUUGCCCCAGUGUUGGUGACCCCAAGUGACAAGUAAUAUAAUGUAAGUUACGCUCGUUGCAUGUAUUUCUCUCUUGUGGAUUAGCAUGCAUGUUGGGGACAGUGGAAUCACAGGACCGUGUUAGGAUUGUACCUGCAACUCUCCAGACAAUGCCUGUGUCUUUGUCGUAAAUUGGGAGCCAUGCAUUUGUCCCCUAUUCACCGUAACCAGUAACCUGUGCUCUAUUAUGGAUACUGCAAGGAAGUUUUUGUUAAUUUACAUUUAUGACUUUAAGCGGCAGUGCAGAUACCAUUGCAAUUGUAACCAUAGGAUAUGAUCAUAGAUGACGCCAGCAAUACCGCACAGCUCAGAGCUUUGUCAAGUACUGUCUAUAAUCCCCCGGUAAUGUGAGACCGUGUGUGUUCUGACUUUGUCCACUGCCUACUUGGGGCAGGGCCCAACUGUGUCAGCGCAGUCCCAAGUGCAUAGCCCAACUUUGGAUCAGGAGAAAUACUUUUAUCACAAAAAGAACAUGGCAAGCAAUAAGUACAUCAUGGAAAUUGUAUUUGGAAUCAAAUGGGAUAAGAAACAACUCUUAAUGAAGAAGGGUAAUCUUGGCAAUUAGGGGAAGAUACCAGCAGGUGCCAGACGGUGACUGAACGCCAAGAUAGGUUCGACUUACUAACAGGUCUCACAAAUGCCAAUGACUGAACCUCCACGGCAGAGGUGACGAUGGACAGUGCCGAAUGUGUGACCCUGGUGCCCUUUGUGCACCAGGUCGGAGGUCACACGGGAAUGAUGAAGUACGAUGAGGUGACCGUGUGCAAGCCUGUCUCGCCAGCCGAGCUCCGCUUCUACGAGACGCUUACCCCAGAGUUGGCUCAGUUCACGCCAGGCUUUAAAGGAGUCGUCCAUGUGUCAGUUCAGGAGGAAGAUGAUGGCUCAUUGAGCGUCCGUGCCUACCCAAUCAGGGUGCAGCACCAGACUCUUGCCGGCCCCCGCUGCCCCAGCAAUGGCGAACUCUGGGCGCCAGACCCAGCUGGGGAAGAGGACACAGAGAGGUCUCCAAAGUCAGACGAGCAGAAGAUGUCCCAAACGAGUCUUCCAGAAGAAAGUGACCCCUUGGACAACAAGGACUCUUCCAGCGAGGAGGACCUAUUCGAAGAUCACUCCGAGAGCAAGACAACUCGUCAGCAGUUUGAGAGAGGUAACCCCUGGGGAGUGCAUCUGAAUCGUCUCCAGAUGGCCCGCAUGCACAAAGACUUUGGCUCCAGCAAGCUCCACAAGUUCAUUCUUUUGGAGAAUCUGACUUCCAAGUUCCGCUCGCCGUGCAUCCUGGACAUCAAGCUGGGGACAAAGACCUACCACAAGGACCACUCCGAGGCCAAACGGCAGCUGCACAUCGACCGGGAUGCAGCCACCACCACGGCCACGCUAGGCCUACGUCUGUGCGGCAUGCAGGUGUACCAACCAAGCAAAGGCUGCUACAAAUGCCGAAAUAAGUACGAUGGGCGCCGCCUGGGCAAAGACGGCCUCCGGAGGGCGCUGUGUGAGUAUUUCUCCACCUGCGACCAGGUCCGAAUGGAGCUUCUGCCUCCCUUCAUCGAGAAGCUGCAGGGCCUGAUCCGAGUGGUGUCGGCCAUCACCACCUUCAGCUUCCUCAGCACCUCGCUGCUCUUCAUGUACGAGGGGGACACGGGGGACCAGUCGGGAGUGGGCGCUAGCGAGGUCUCGCGGGACUUGCUGGUGGACCUCCGUAUCAUCGACUUUGCCAAUUCUGAGUCAGACCCGGAUCACAUCACUGACAUCGAGUCCAGCAACAAAGGGUGCUUGUAUGGGUUGAAAAACCUACUACAAAUCUUGGAAUCCAUCCAGGGAACAGUAAACGAUUCAAGCUAAUGAAAGAACUGCAACUGAAAGCAGUGGAUUGCAAAUUAUGAAAUAUUCAAUGUGUACUAGUAGUUAGUAUUUAUUUUUUAAACGUGUCUAAUUUGUGCUCAAUGACUUUCUGUUUGAAAGUCUCACAUCUGUUACAUUGUUAGCGGUCUAGAUUGUAAAUCAAAAUGGUUUAUUGCGAUAGAGAGACCCCAGGCCAUAUGACAAAUACUUUGUGCAAAGCACACUAUUUUUCUGUGUACCCACAGGCACAAACAACAUGAAAACCCACGCAUUGAAAAUCUUGAAGCAAAUGUGAUGAACUGCAAAGCCUGUUUCAUGGGAAAUCACAGUAAGUUUCAACUGGUCAGGUACGAUGUAGAUGUUUAGAGCAUUCGGUGAAUGUUGUUUUUCUUUCGGCUGUGCGUAGAGGGAAUCUUGUUGUAGAUUGAGAAAUAUGGCUUUUUAGAAUUGUAUGUAUUUUUUGCUUUUUAUACACUGUAGAAAGGGCAACGGUGUUCAAGGAAUAUUUAUGCCCUGUUUUCAAAUGAAUAAUUUUCUUCCAUCAUCUUAACCAUUUGCACUACUUUGAGUGACCAAAAUAUGUUGUGAACAGAGAAUGGCACAUUCCCUUGCAAGUUUUCCAGUCUCGUUGAGCAGUUCUCCAGAUGCAGGAUCAGUAAGUGCAGUGCUAUGUGUGUUGCUGUAGAAUCAGCCAAUCCACUUUGAGGAUAAGAUGUUUGUGUUUGUUUGACCGGUUGUGGAUGUUUUGUGUAUUUUUAAUAGCAGCUCGCCGGCAAGGUUGCUAAAACCACAGAUAACGUGCCCUCAACCGACUGUGCUCAAAGCGGACAGCCAGAGGAGCAUCCAAACCAGUGUGAUAUUGAUCUUUAAAUGAAAGCUGAGUGCACAAGUGCAUUCAUUGACUGCUCAGACUUCUUGUAAACAGUCAUCUCAAAAUUCGUCCGGGAUAAGUUGCGGACAAGUUGCGGACGUUGUUGAGGGUUAUGUUGCAGGAUUCUUAACCAUAUAGUCCGCAAUCUUCCCACUAAGAUGCAGUUAGUUUGUUUACAUAAUGUGCCCCUCCUGGGGUUUUGAGCAAGGCUGGGCACUCAUGGAUACACUGUGUGUGGCAGUUAACAUUGUAAUAGCACAACUUAUAUGGGGCAACCUUUUGUGUGCACUGAGGCCAAAUAUAAACCAGCCAUUCACUCGUCCAGGACAAAUGCAGGGCUUCUUGUGGGUGAAGUCAAUGUUGCCACCCGCAACUUGUCCUGGAGGAGUCUUGAGAUUGUCCCUUAAGUAAAUCUUGCCCUUGAUGAUAAAACUGAAGGAGAAUAGCAGUGUUUUAGUCAAGUCCACCACAACCCCCUUCAAAGCUACCACGAGUCCCUGCAAGUGCCUGCAAGCUAAGUUUCCAGCUAAUCAAAUAAAUUUGGUCUCCCUGUGGCUUUGGACGGGAACUUGUGGAGGGACUUUUGAUUCGCUGGAGUACAGAGCAUUGCUAGUCCUCGAAUAAGUCUGUUUUUGUCUUUUGACACCCAGGGUGUCUUAAAUGCAUCCCUUGUCUUUUCUGCAAUUUUAUGUUAUUCUGUCUGUGCAUGAACUCAACUUUGCCAUGUACAUCUGUCUGUGUACGUGUAGGCUUUUCCCCCAGAUUAGAAUAUGUCAUGUAAUGCAUUGUGCACACGUACAAGCAAUCUGUCAAAUUUUCUAAAACUUUUUAUAAUUUCGGUUGAAAAUAACGAAAUCAGCCUUGAUGACAAAUUCAAUUCUGUCUGUGAGUAGAAAAUAUGAUAUGCUGGGAGUAAUCAUUUUAUGACUGUGAGCUUGAUAAUUUAUUUUGUAUUUGCACUCAACGAAAAUCUUUCUGAUACUCUUAUAUUUGUAUGUAUAUAUACAUGUAUAUGAAAAGGAAAUAUUUUAGAACACUGAACCAUGUAAGUUGUUGGUACUGGCAAGUAAUGCAAUCUUUGAGAAUGCUCUCUUGUUGGAAAUUUUUGUGUUCGAGUUUUUCUUAGAUCUACUAUUUAAAAGCACAGACUACAACUCAUCAAAUAUUUUGAAACAGCUUAAAUUCAUCGGCUCUCUUAUUCAGAAUCUAACAUUUCAUCUUGAUAAUUGGCUCUUACCACAGUGAUAUUUUUUUCUGGAAAGUGUUGGCAGGAAAAUGGUCCCAUUAUAAUGCUUCAUUUACUUGCUGGUCAUGAUCUAGGGAUAAAGUUAUACCUACCUAGUGUAGGUAGGGUUCACUAGUGACUUAAGCGUUUUCCCUAAUCUGCAGGUGAAUCUCAGUAACACUGAUCCAUAGCACCAAAGCAGAAGUACAUGUAUAUUUUUGCUACUGAUUUCUGUGACAUUCCACGAAACCAAAACAUCCAAUUUUUGGGGCAGGAAAAGGUUGAGGGAAGCAAGUUGAACAAGUUGAGUUGGGAAGAAGUCAUCCACUGCUGAACUUCUGCCCUCCAUUUGUGUAACAUUUAUGCUCAGACAUAUCCAACACCAUUGAUGUAUUUGACCAAGCAUGUACACGUACCCCUUCAAACAAAUGUACACGCCAGUUGCAGCUUCAGUUGGUACAAAACACAAUAGGUGUAUACUCGCAGUCAUGGUUAGAAAGAAGUCAUUGAUUUUUACUGGUGGCAGUUGCUAUUUUUAGAGGGAAUUCAAGUGUGAACUGCUUCAUCCAAUGUCUUCAUCAAACAUUGUACAGUCUGUAAAUUCUACAUGCCCACACAUUUGACAUUAACUACGAGCCCUCGGAAGUAGACUAAGAUCACAAAAACGGCUCGAAAUCUAGAUUUCAGGAAGUGUUUGAUUGUCGGUUUGUGCCUUCAUCGUUGUUUGUGGAUCCAUUGAUAUCUCACAUCCAGCACUAUGCAUGUCGCCACAGAAUGUAUUUUCAUAUAAGUGCCUCAUUCCCGCUGGAUCCUCCUUCUGUACAAAAUCGGACUGCGAAGUACUUGUAUUUGUAUGCUGCAGUAGUUAAAGGGCCAUCUAUCUAAUUCUUCAUUUUUUAUGAAUCUACGAAAUUUAGCUUUUUCUCAAGACCCGUUCCUAAUGUUGUAGCAGUGUUGAAAGUAUUAUUUUAGAGAAUCAUUAAAGUCAUUCAUUCUUUCCAAGCUACGCAUUUCUUGUAGAAUUCCAUCAACUCCGUGCUUAUUUAGUUUUUUCUUUUUUUAACGAGAGGCUGUAAAUAAUGCACUUGUAUUCAAGAGUAGACCGUCAAGCUUUCGAAGAAUAAUAAUCAUAUUUUUAAAAAUACAUAACUUGGGUCACAAGUGCCGACUUUGCUCUCUCCACACGUCCACUAAUUUCCUUAUAUGUGUAUCCUGACCAGUAAACGCCGACUGAACUGAAAGAAACUAGAAAUGUACUCUUAACGCUCCUAGGACGUGUGUUCGUUAAUCUUGAAAUUCGUUUGAACAUUGCUUUUUGAAUAUUAAACUAAGGAAGGAGCAGUGCAAAGUUGCUUGGGUAAUGGGAAAUAUGACAAAGUGUUAUGGCAUACAGCACCACUGACACUGGCGUGGAGUAAAUCUUGGAAAUCGGUGGAAAUUCUGCGAUUUCUAGUGUACGUACCAUACAUGAUCAUGACGGAAGGCCAUUUUCUCUUGGGGGAGUAGGCUCAUGUACAUGUCGAAAACGUCCCACUCUCCCACCGCUUCGACAUUUUGAGUAGUGUCUUUGCGAUGGACGAGGCUGACACGUUACAUCAGCAGACUGUGCCAUUUUCCCGAUAGGUUACUAGUCAACUCAAAGAAAUCUACACACAUGUAUGCUAAUGCAACUGAGUUAGUCUAAAACUCUAUAAUGUAAUCAAGUGUAGUAAACACAAAAAGUGUUUAAGAAAUAAACAUACAUGUAUUUGUCUAGGUUAAUGUGCGCAAACGCUUUAGCUAUAUGCCGAUUUAGAACAAUGAUUUACAUGUAAUUUAAAAUGCUCUGCGGGUUGAUUUUUAUUUUUUGGUGAUUAUUAUUGGUGAUUGAUUUACUUUAAAUUAAGUCUAAUUCAGGUAUUUCAUUAAUCAAAGAAGUAUAAAUUAUGGAAAUAGGACACAUUUAUAUGUUGUUUUCCUGGCACUUUCAGUGGUAAAUGUGGAGAAAAUAAACUGCAAUAAGGAUAGGACUGUAAU